Molecule: messenger RNA, 2157 nt
Organism: Orussus abietinus
Lineage: Eukaryota; Metazoa; Arthropoda; Insecta; Hymenoptera; Orussidae
Exons: 5
Coding region: 145-1611 (488 amino acids)
Molecular function (GO): protein binding
Source: RefSeq, a predicted model, not a curated record
UAUCCGAUAAAGUGUAUUUACAUGACGAUGUUGCUACCAUAACCAAUCGAAGGAUUUCAUUUCUGUUGAUUUUUAUUUUCAGGGCCUGGUUCAGUUUUCUUGGGUGGCACAACUUUAGAUUUCGCCGAGCAUUGUAGAGAAAAGAUGGAAGCAGUAAAAAUUGCGAUGAAGAAUACUGACUCUUCUCAGAAGGACUCUGAGAAUGUCAAAUGUACUCGGAAUGAAUCUGGGAGCACGGAUAUACAAGAAGAAGAUUUAAAAUCUGACAUACAAAAGAAACUCUCCAUGACAAGUUGUCCUUACACGUGGGGUAUGGAGAAAUUACUGACAGACAAUGUAUUCGAAUGGGAGGAUACGGAUAGGGAGGAAAUCCUUUCCGAGAUAAUGGGAAUAAUGAUGAUGCUACUAAAAGCUAACGUAUAUGACAAUAAGAAGAAAAUUGACGAUGCCCUAGAAGAAAUACAGAAAGCAGAAGACGUUUUUAAACUUUUACUAGGAAGUAUACCAGAUGAUCAAAAAUAUUUAUUGAACGUCCUGCGGCAUAUCAUCUUUUCAACAAAAGGCCACGUCCUUUAUGGAGCGAAACAAUUUAAAGAGGCACAAAUCGCAUUAAAAGAAACCUACGUUCAUAAUGUUUUAAAUUUGACCGACAAGGAACUUGGUAGUUUGUACGGAUGCCAGGCAAUUGCCUGGUCAUUGUUCCGGAUUAAUACCGGACAAAAAACCCUGGAAUUAGUUAAACGGGCUAUUGAAAAAGAUAAUAAGAAUGCUCAUUGGUAUUUUUUUCUGGGCAAAACCUUGAGGCGUCUGAGGCGAUUCAACUUAUAUCGGACGUUUCCGUCUAAUGAAGAAAUGGAGGCUUUUGGCAAAGCCUUUUCGCUCUCGCAGUGCCCCACUAUGGGCAUUUACUAUGCACAAUCAAAAGCUGAAUCGAAGCAACAGUUCGAAGCACGUUCCAUUUAUACACAAAUUUUUAAUUUAGAGCAGAAAAGUUUCAAAGUACAGCUACGACUAGCCCUCGGAUUUAUACGCCUGAGGAUGAGCACUGAAGCCAAACAGUGUUUGAAUUUGGCAGGCCGAGAAAAUCCCGAAAAUGUGACGUAUUUGCACUACAUGGGGAUGUAUUUGGACUUAUGUUGCAAAAAAUCAAAGGAAGCCCUUGAUUAUUACAAACUAGCUGGCGAACGGGGAAAUAGUGCAUCGUAUUGGUCAUAUAUGAGUUGCAUGCGAAAAUUGAACAAGAAUUACAAUCCCCGAGAGGACUUAUGCAAAAUGUUGGACAAGUGCGAAGAAGAUGAUAACGUUUUAAAACAGAAGUUAUUGCUUCAUAUAGCGGAAUGUUACGAAUAUAUGGAUCGUGACAUGAAUCAAGCAGCUGAAUACUACCUGAAAGCUGUAACAAUUGAUCCAAAAGGAGCAAUCCUAAACGAACAUUCGAGUAUUCUAAAUUGCACACAUUUAAAUGCAUGGAAUAGUAUAGAACAUAAUGUGCUGCGAAGACUGGCAGAUAAAAACUCUAUCCUAUAUAAAGAGUUAAUGAAUUUCUGCCGAAGAAGGAAGGAAUACGAAAAGUUACCGUUCACGAAGGAGUUGCAGAACAUAGCACUUUGAAUCUCUCAAAUCCUACUCUACGGUAUAAUUAUAGUUCUUGUUCUCUAUGCGUGCUUGAAAACCGUUUCAACGAAUACGAUGGCCCAAUAAUCGUAGUACAGGGUACAGAAGAUUAUUUUUCAUAAAAAUUAGCGGAAUAAGACACUCUGUUACCGAGGGAAACUAUUUCGAAAGUUUGAUGGAUACAUGUGCACUUAACGGAUUAUAAAUCUUAAACUUGGUGUGGAAUACAAUAUUUAAAAAAAAAAUGGAAAAAAAAUUUAUAUUGCGUAAUUUUGACUUAAUUUGAUACAAAUAAUUACCUUUGACGAUCAUUGUAAUGCCUUGGCUUACGCGUACAUGUAUUCCAAAAUGGAAGAAAACAUCCAUUAACGUGCAAGGUUAUAUCCCUUGUCAGCAGGCUUCGGGCUGAGUUAGAUAAAUCGAUAAACAAUAGUUUCGCCAUUAUAUUCGCCAGAGAUGCCUUCUUGGUACGUAGUCAACUUACGAGUUUAGCAGUAUACUGAGCAAAUUUUCGUACUUAUUCUUAUACUUGUUCAAGCGACU